Messenger RNA from Sclerotinia sclerotiorum 1980 UF-70, 1884 nucleotides. RefSeq lists its product as hypothetical. Lineage: Eukaryota; Fungi; Ascomycota; Leotiomycetes; Helotiales; Sclerotiniaceae. The coding region runs from base 1 to 1884 and encodes 627 amino acids. The transcript has 4 exons. Gene Ontology annotation, molecular function: mRNA binding. Gene Ontology annotation, cellular component: cytoplasm; nucleus. The record is from RefSeq and is a predicted model, not a curated record.
AUGAGUCAACAGUAUUCCGAGAUGUUCCAGGACUACCCGCCGAAUCGAUCACCAGCGUCGAGUCGAGCUUAUGGCAAUAUGACGCUUAACCGCCAAACGUCGCGACAAUUUAUGGAUAAUUAUCAAGCACCUCUUCAAAAUGGAGGAGGCCUCUACACGUCUGAUGAAGCUCCGCAAUAUAACGGAAAUCAAGCUGGUUACAGAGGUCCUACGAGCAACAUUAAUUAUGCCUACGAGAGUCAGACGUGGAACUAUGGAGGUGCAAAUGGAGCUAGCACAAUGGGAACAGCCGGUCGGAUGAGACCUCAACAACAAGCUCGCAGAGCUGAAAUCCCAUCUACCUGGAUGAAUUCAGGCAAUCCUUCCCUCGGUGGUCCUAUUACCCAAACAAGCUUGCAGCAACACAAUAAUCUGCCUGGCAUGUUCGACCAACCUCAACAUUCCCAUCGUUCACCACCUCCUCCAAACCAGCAGAGCGAUCACGAAGAGCUUAUUCCAACCGCCAUCGUUAUCAAGAACAUCCCUUUCGCUGUUAAGAAAGAACAAUUGACAGAAAUGAUGUCUAACAUGGGAUUACCAUUGCCAUAUGCCUUUAACUACCACUUUGAUAAUGGCGUUUUCAGGGGGCUGGCAUUCGCUAACUUCACCGAUGCUCGCGAAACCCAACAAGUCAUCGAUGCGUUAAACCAUAUGGACUUGCAAGGACGAAAGCUUAGAGUUGAGUAUAAAAAGAUGCUUCCAGCGGCGGAGCGCGAUCGAAUUGAACGUGAUAAGAGAGAAAGACGAGGUCAACUAGAGGAGCAACAUCGCGCACCAAACAUGAUUUCCACAGGCUCCCUUCACACUGCGGGAUCUAUGACUUCGAUGAAUUCUGGCCUAAGAACAACAUCCCCUUCACCUGUAAACAUGCGUCAAAAUGUUGUCACACCUAAUAGUAACACCGCAGAAUAUGAUCUGAAUGAUCCAACGACGUUGGGUUAUUACACUGAGCUUCUUCUCUUCAAGAAUGAUCCUGAGAGGGAAGCUUAUACGUUCGCACCUACGGUUUCUCCCGCGGAUCGUAGAAUCAUCCACACUUUGGCACAUAACAUGGGACUAGACCACCAUUCGCAAGGACACGGAGAGCUGCGUCAAGUGCAAAUAAUCAAGACCAAGCACACCAGCCCACCUUUGAAUCAAAUUCAGGCUGGAUAUUACAAUGAAUCCCAACGUCGUGGACUUAACCGAGCUGCAACAAUCGAUUUCAGCGAACAACGAGCCAAUGAUGCUGCUUACCAAAUGCAUACACUCGGCCGACAAGGUUCCGGCCUUCUGGAUAUUCCAGGCUCCCCAGGGGUACGUGACCUAAUUAAUGGUGGUCAAAGUCUACGAGCUGCGAAAUCCUUCGCCGACCUGCGCUCUUAUUCGCCAUCACCUGUGCCAUCGUCAGCGAGCUUCCCAGCUAAUUUGAGCCAGAACAUCGCCAGAUUCCAAGGCAAUGAUUACGGUCUCGGAUCGGUUACAGGCGGAACUCCCAACUUGACACCUACAUCAGCAGGACCAUUGGGUCUUAGAGAGGACGCAUUCCUUGCCAACGGCAUAAGUAACCUGUCGCUUGGAUAUGAUCGUCAACCUCGUUCAACCGUACCUGGACGUAUUGGCCAGGAGAGAGAUAGCUACACAUCAAAUGCUGGUCCUAUCGGAAGCCAGCGUCCUGUCAAUGGAAACGCCGAAGAAAGCUCAAGAAGCAGUUCCAGUGCAGUUCCGGAGAGACAACCAAGAGGUCCUACCAGUGACCAGUGGAGUUCUGGGUUUUCCCGCAAUAGACAGAACGGCCAUGCUAGCAAAGGCAGUGAUGAUUCAUCCGAGCGAAACGGCUUCACCUCCGCUUCUCGAUUCAUGUAA